This is a messenger RNA of Anopheles maculipalpis, 2410 nucleotides long. RefSeq names its product frizzled-3. Gene Ontology annotation, cellular component: plasma membrane. The coding region runs from base 23 to 2410 and encodes 795 amino acids. Gene Ontology annotation, biological process: canonical Wnt signaling pathway; non-canonical Wnt signaling pathway. Lineage: Eukaryota; Metazoa; Arthropoda; Insecta; Diptera; Culicidae. The record is from RefSeq and is a predicted model, not a curated record. The transcript has 3 exons. Gene Ontology annotation, molecular function: Wnt receptor activity; Wnt-protein binding.
UUUUGGUUUCAAAGUCACCACCAUGCGGCCGGAAGUGAUACUCGUGAUAAUGGCAGUGUCUUUCGUGACCAGCGAAGAGUUACGGUGUGAGCGCAUCAUGGUUGGUGCCUGCCAGAAUCUAGUGUACGAUAUGACAAUUGCGUCCGCACCGGAGACAGCCCUGCAGUACCUGUCACACGGUACGGCAACGGCAAACACUGGCGCCAACUCCACAUCAACUAGUGCCGUCCGUACGUGGCUUGACGCGGAACGAUUGAUCACAUCGCUGCGCCCAAUAAUCGAUUCUGGCUGCUCAAAACAAGCUCUAUUCCUCUUCUGCUCAUCCCUGUUCCCACUCUGCUCACCGACCGCACCGCGUCCGGUACACCCAUGUCGAUCGUUGUGUGAGCAAGUGCGUAAGGACUGCUUUAGCGAUCCACAGAACAGCAAACUUUGGCCAGCCUAUCUUGAUUGCAGAGCCUUACCGCAGCCCGAAAAGCACGAACUCUGUAUGCAGGUACCAUCAGAUGCAACCGGAAGCAUCAAGCAACGUCCCGGUCAUAACGCUCCGACGUAUCAUCUAUCGGUCCCAGCAAGUGGUGCUGCCGGUUCUUCAACACCAACCAUUAAUCAUGAUAGUGUCGAGACUGUCGUGAAGGGAUGGUCCAUUUCAAACCUCACCUCGUUGUUGCAACACGCUGGUGUUACAACCGGGGCUAGUGCUAGUAUCGCACACACAUCGGGAGGGUCUGUCUCGGCUGGAGCAAGUGCCGGUCAGAGAUUGGUCGACAGUGCGAGUUGGUCAGACCGGAUCAAUUCGCUAUUGUUGCCGAGUGUUGCUCUUCCUGGUGUCACUUCUUCGGAUAUUGUCGGAUCAUCGCGGAGUCCCUGCCCGACCAAUUACAGCCUCGAGUACGAUCGGUGCGUGCCGAGAUGCGGACCAACAAUCGAUGCGCUGUACAGCCAGCGCCAGAAGGAGCUGGUGGAGCUGUGGACACUCGUCCUGUCGGCGGUCUGUUUCAUCUUCACACUCACGUCGCUCGUAUCGUUCUGGACAAAAGCGGCCAAGCUGGAGUAUCCGGACCGGCCGGUCUUGUUCAUGACACUCUGCUACAAUCUGUUGGGGUUGUGCUAUCUGGAACGUACUAUAUUGCACAGCCCGCGUCGCUUAGAAACAGCUGUUGAGUUGAUGUUUCUGGAAACUCCCAGCACCGGUGGAGCUGGCUCUGUAGCAACCGGAACAUCCACAGCCAGCUCCUCCCGGUCUGACUGCUCCAUUACGUCCCAGUGCCUGGCGUACUACAUUCUCAAGCAUUAUCUACUGCUAAGUGCCAGUACCUGGUGGUUAAUCUUUGGACUCUGCUGGUAUUUGAGUACUGCCAAGCAGUGGUCGUGUGAGGCGCUUGAGCGAAAAUCAGGCCUGUUUCACGUUCUAGCCUGGGUCGUACCGUUUGCAGCCCCAAUCGGUGCACUAUUGCGCGGCCACAUUCAACGCUUUGAGUUAACCGGCUUCUGUACGGCACGUGGAUUUACGGAGUUACCCGUAUUGCUGCUACUUUUGCUCGGUGCUGGUCUCGUUAGCUUUGCACUAGCCGCGCUCGCCCGUCUACGUCUUUGCUGGAAUCAACGGGCACCUCAUCUGGGCCGGGUGUUCGGCCGUGUACUGAUGUUUGCCGUGUGCUACCUUAUACCUGCCCUAUCGGCGACGAUAUGCAUGAUGUUGGAACGAGUGGAUCAUGAGCUAGAACCCUGCAUAGGGGGCGAAGCUGGAGAGGGGUGUAUCGCGCAGCGACCUCCAAUUUUUUCCCUAUUGCCAACUGUGUUACGUUUGGCUCUUACGCUGCUAGGCGGUGGUUUUGUUGGUGUCUGGCUGUGGUCCCGUCAGCCAUCCGAUGCGGACGUUAACGCAACGAAAAAAAGUACACAACCCUCUUGCUAUAACACCGCCGAUCUGAUGCUACUAAAGGGUGGAUCUAAGCCAGGACGGGCACUCGAUGAGUGUGGUGCGCUGCCUGACACCGGAGUCCGGCGUACCGAGGGCCGUCCAGCUCCGGACGAUAGUAACGUAAUAUUGCGUGAGGCACAACUUCUCACCGGUCGCUACAAAGACAUCGGUGAUCGACGACAAACCAAUCGAGGUUCGUCCCGAAGCACAACCAGCAGUCCUUAUCGAAGCCGGAUAGAUAAAUCAAAGGCAAAAACAUCGCAGAAAGUUUGCUAUACCUAUCGACCCGGAUCUAGUGUUCUGUCCGAUCAUGGUGUCGCACUGCGACCACCAACCGACGUGUUGGGAUCGAUCCGAGUGGACAUGGAACAACGGUCGCCGUACGCGGGCAGUACCGGUGGGAUUGUCUCGAACGGAGGUUACGUCCCGGUACGGGUUCAUCGCAGUUUCCGGGCUGUCCCGAUGUCUAUGCUAACCCGCAUUUAA